Molecule: messenger RNA, 1430 nt
Organism: Nasonia vitripennis (jewel wasp)
Lineage: Eukaryota; Metazoa; Arthropoda; Insecta; Hymenoptera; Pteromalidae
Gene: Ppcs
Product: phosphopantothenate--cysteine ligase
Exons: 7
Coding region: 313-1245 (310 amino acids)
Biological process (GO): coenzyme A biosynthetic process
Cellular component (GO): nucleus; cytoplasm
Molecular function (GO): phosphopantothenate--cysteine ligase activity
Source: RefSeq, a predicted model, not a curated record
UAAAAGUAUUUUCUAAUGAGAAAUGAAAAUUCUAACCUACAAAUCCUACUGUGAUUCUUUUCUAUAUCAAACAGUUCUUCCACUUGAUAUCCGUAAUUCAGUAAGCAAAUGCGCCAUUUAAAGUUAAAAAAGUUUUGUAAAAAUUAAUAUAGAUCAGGAUAUUUUUAAAAAUCGUAUAAAUAUUAAAAAUAAAAGAACAUUUCUUAAAUAGAAUGUUAUAAAUUGUAUAUGAAUACAUAUGUUGAAUCUAUUAUCUAUAUAUACCUACAUCACUGUCAAAUAGAGAUUAUUUCUUAAUUUUACUACUAUAAAAUGACUACAGCUUGGGAAGAAUUUUAUGCUAAAACUCCAAAACCAUCAAAUCUAGAUGAAAAUGAAAAGCUAUUAAAUCAGUUUAUUGCAUUUCAUGCUAAGGAAAAUACAAAAGUAGUUUUAGUAACAAGUGGAGGUACAACAGUUCCAUUAGAACACAAUACAGUGCGCUUUGUUGACAAUUUCAGUGCAGGAAGUCGAGGUUCAAUUUCUGCAGAGAAUUUUUUGCAACGUCACUAUGCUGUCAUUUUUAUGUAUAGAGUUAAAUCUCUGGAGCCUUUUUCAAGGCACUUUGUUGGAAGUAGAUUGUUAGAUAUGUUAGAAUUGACCACAACAAAUGAUACUCCAUCAGUAUCAGUCACACCACAAUAUGUGAAUAAGAUAUCUGAUAUUUUGAAAAAAUAUAAAGAUUCGUUAAAUCAGAACAUGCUUUUAAGUAUCAGCUUUACAACUCUUUCUGAAUAUCUUUGGCUUCUGCGAAGUGCUUGCCAAGCACUAACUGUUUUGGAAAAUAGAGCUAUGUUAUAUUUAGCUGCUGCUGUAUCUGAUUUCUAUAUUCCUUCCAAUGAAAUGGCUACCCACAAAAUUCCGUCAGAUGAACCUCCUUCAGUUCAUCUUAAAUUAGUUCCCAAAGUAUUAGAACCUCUUGUUAAAUUGUGGGUUCCAAAAGCUUUUGUGAUAUCAUUCAAACUUGAAACAGAUGAAAGUAUUUUAAUUUCCAAAGCAAGAGGUGCUUUGAGAAAAUAUAGUCACAGUCUUGUAAUAGCAAAUAUGUUACAAAAUCGCAGAGAGCAAGUUGUUAUUGUUAGCAAAGAUAAUCAAGAAACAUUAUCACUAACAAGCAAACAGCUUCAAAAUGGAGAAGAAAUUGAAAAGUAUAUAGUAGAUUAUCUUGUUGAGAAGCAUAAGGACUGGUUAGACACAAAACUGUGAUAAAUAAUAGACUUGAACAAAAAUAAAAGGAAAUAUGUGGAAAUAGAAAAUUACAAUGAUUUUUUUAUUAUGCAAAUCAAGUUUUGGUUGUGGUAUGUUUAUAAAUUUUAUAAAUGCAAUGUUAUAUAAAUAUUAACAAUAUUUUGAAUACACAAAAUAACGAAAUAAAAUAAUUUUUGUAUGUA